AAUGAACCGCCGUAAAGCGUGCACGUGUUAUUUAUCAUAGAACAAUACGAUAUACGAUUUUAUCGCAGUGAUGACUCGUCCAAAAAUCGCGUGAUUUUUUUUAUUCUAGACUUGCUAUUAAUGUGAUAUUCAAUUGCUACCGAGAACCAGAAUCGGUGUGAUAAGUUGAAAUUACGCGUAGUUAAGUGCUGUUAUUUAUCAUAGUUUAAAAUGAAAUAAAUAUGCACAUACACAUUGCGAUCUAUAAAAUAAUUAAAAAGGACAUAAAGUGUUAAAUUUAUAUAGAGUAGGUUACAGAAUAUCAAAAUAAAUAAUAAAGUGCUAUUUUUAUUUAGUGUCGUUUUAAAAAUAAUCUGAUAACUAUCCAAAAAUAAUUGUUUCUUAAAUUAUAAGCAAAUGAACACGCGCCUUUAAAUAUAGGGUUGGCACAAAUCAACUUGACACAUAGGGUUGCCACAAAAAUGUGUUUAACACGGACUCAGAGCGUCAGGUGACGAUGUCGUCUUGGACCAAGGAAUUAGACGACGCUACCAUACUGGCCACCAGGUCGGGAUGGUGGCAUAUACUGCUGUUCUAUCUACUUUGUGGACUGGCGGCUAUACCCACGUCGUUCUUAGUUUUCUCACAGGUGUUCACAAACGCAUCUCCAGAACACUGGUGUGCACCUCCUCCUGAACUUAAGGUCCUGAACCUAGAAGACCAGCUCUACCGCAACCUGACGGUACCAGGCAAACAUGGCGUGUAUGAAACCUGUUCAGCGUAUAACGUCGAUUCGGAAGAGUUCUAUACAGUUCUUCAUAGACUUAUUGACAGAUCAAAGCCAUCAAACACGACGCAUUACAAAGAAAAACCUGAAACAAUACCGGUAUCAAUAAUCAAAGAAGCGAUAUUAUCUGUACGAAGUGAAGAGCCGAAACCAUGUCGCCAUGGCUGGACUUUCAGUUCAGAAUUAUAUAAAAGGACCUUAGUUACUGAGUAUCUCCUGGUAUGCGACAAAGACUGGUUACCAAGGACAAGCAACUCGUUGUUUUGGGUUGGUUCCAUAUUUGGAAAUCUGUUUUUUGGCUGGAUGUCUGACAGAUAUGGCCGUCGCCCAACCAUCUUGCUCAUGAUCUUUCUAGAAGUUCCCAUUUCCAUAGCAACAUCAUUCUCGGGAAACUACUGGAUAUACAGCGGUCUAAGAAUACUUUGUGGGCUGUUUUUUCCAGCGUUAUAUCAGUUACCAUUCAUUUUGGCUUUAGAAUUGAUGCCACCAGCUAAAAGGACGAAUGCCGGUAUUGUAGUAGGAAUGCUGUUUGCAACCGGCAUGUGCUUAUUGGCUGCUGUGGCAUAUGCAAUUCGAGACUGGUUCCAUCUAUCUUUGGCUACAAGUUUACCAUUUGUGUUGUUAUAUGGAUAUUUUUGGAUAUUACCAGAAUCUCCUAGGUGGUUAGUUGGAAGAGGCAGAAUAGCGGAUGCAGAAAGAGUAUUCAUAAAUAUUGCAAAGAAAAAUGGCAUUUCAUUGCCACGUGGUUUUCUUAUAACACUUCAUAAAAAAGUGAAAGACGAAGAAAUGCAAGAAGACCGUUUAUUAAUCGUUCCAAAUGGUAAUACAGUUAAUAGUGAUAGACGAAUAAGCAACAUGAUUACAUUUAAGCCUGAUUUUAUCAAAGUAACUGAUGCAAGUGAAGAUAAUGAAGCUCAUAUAAUAUUAAACCUAAAUAACGACGUAAACGAUAAAGAGGACUUGAGUAAUGUAAGAGUAAAUGAAUCUCAAAUGUAUGAAUCAAAUAGAGACAUAAAUCAGGAACAGACAUUAAAAGUACCAAUGAGUACCCUAAGAAGGAAAUCAAUACAAAUAGUUAAUAGACUUUUGAGUCACGAAGAUGAUGAAGAUAUUUUAGCUAGUAAAAUAAUAGAUGAUCAAAAUUCAGAGGGUGAUUGUGAAGCAUCACCUAUGGAUGUUUUCAGAUAUCCGAAUAUAAGGAAAAAGUUCUUUAUAUUAACGUUCAAUUGGGUAUCUUUGGGAAUAGCAUAUAAUAGUUUAAGUUAUAAUACACCCAAUUUGGGAGUCAAUGAUUAUUUGGCAUUUUUCAUUGGUGGUGCAGUUGAAUUACCCUCAUACUUUAUAGCUUGGCGAUGUAUAGAAAGAUAUGGCCGGCGUUGGGUAUUCUUCAGUUUUAUGACCAUCGGUGGAUUUGCUUGCCUUUGCUGCGCUUUAGUAUCUGAAGAAUGGCCCUGGAUAACGGUGUCCCUCGCGAUGCUGGGAAGAUUAUCAGCAGCUGCGUCUUUCGCAGUAUUCUACGUGCAGAUCGGGGAGUUGCUGCCGACAGUGCUGCGAGCGCAGGCCAUGGGCGCUGCUUCAUUCAUAUCUGGUAUUGGCCUACUUGCCUGCCCAUAUAUUGUCUAUUUGGCAGUCAUCUUCAGGUCUCUGCCUCUAAUCAUCAUUGGAGUGCUAAGUCUGCUGGCUGGUUUCGCUUCCCUCUUCCUCCCGGAGACCCUGAAUCGACCUUUACCUCAAACACUGGGCGAUGGUGAACUCUUCGGACGGAACUUCAAAAUAUUUAGCUGCGUCCCACCAAGCGACGAUGAAUCUUAGAAUAAAUGGUUUUUUGUUUAAUCAAUUAACAACCCGCCCUGGCAGGUAUGAUUUGAUGCAGUGGCGUAGCUAGGGGGACAAGGGCCCUGGUGCAUAGGGAAAGAAUCGGGCCCUCCUCCCCUCUUUCCGCUUUCCUCCCCUCUUUCAAAGGUGAGGUUGGAGGGCCCCCUGAGCUCCGAAGCCAUGGUGCACUGCACCACCUGGCCCUAUGAUAACUACGCCACUGAUUUGAUCACACUGAUUGAAUCACUCUAUUUGAAAAGGUUCUCAUCAAAAGUAAUAUGAACUAAGUUAUACCCAAUCCUGAUAAUUUUAAACUUUCUGUAGGAUUGCCAGCUUAGGAGAUGCAUUAUGAAAGCCUUUCUUCAAGUCGGUCGUGGAAGAAGGGUGACAACCACACAAACUUCACUUUUAAACUCUAAUUUCAAAUUUUAAUCUCUACUAAUCCCCAAUACACAAAAAAAUAAAAUGGCGUCUCAAUUUACUAUAAUAAAUAUAAUAGUUAAAAAUUCACAAGUCAAACCAUUAUUUAAUAUA
This is a messenger RNA of Zerene cesonia (dogface butterfly), 3115 nucleotides long. Its product is annotated as beta-alanine transporter-like. Gene Ontology annotation, molecular function: transmembrane transporter activity. Gene Ontology annotation, biological process: transmembrane transport. Gene Ontology annotation, cellular component: membrane. The record is from RefSeq and is a predicted model, not a curated record. The transcript has 12 exons. Lineage: Eukaryota; Metazoa; Arthropoda; Insecta; Lepidoptera; Pieridae. Bases 497 to 2578 code for a protein of 693 amino acids.